UAAAGUUUACAUUUGGCCGAUCAACAUGGCAACAGAGCACUAUUCAUCAAGAACAUUGAUUGCUAUCCAUUUAUGACGCACAAAAUUACCCAAAAUCAACUUCGUACCUUGUUUACUUCGAGGAAAAUUUCCAGACUUUUUUAACUAUCUACUCGACAAGUUACAUCUGAUCGAUUUGCUUCGUGGAAAGACAUCAGUAGUUUUGAUUCUUCAUUUGACAUAGAGACGUGACGCUUGGUUGUUAUAGCAGAAAUGUCGGACGGAGAAGCAGAAAACGUCAAGGUGGCCGUUAGAGUGAGGCCUUUUAAUAAACGUGAAAAGGCCCGAAAUGCAACUUUGAUAGUUGAAAUGAAAGGUCAAACAACGUACUUAACAAAUCCAGAAGAGCCUGGUGAAGAACCCAAAAAAUUCACGUUCGACUACAGUUAUUGGUCUCAUGACGGAUUCGAAGAAAAACCAAACGGCUACCUGGGAGCUACCAAUCCAAAAUAUGCUGAUCAGAUGAAAGUGUAUAAUGAUCUUGGUAAAGGAGUUUUGACAAAUGCUUGGGAAGGAUUCAACACGUCACUCUUUGCCUAUGGACAGACUGGUUCAGGGAAAUCUUGGUCAAUUGUUGGAUAUGGUACAAACAAAGGCAUUGUACCAAUCUUUUGUGAAGAAAUUUUCAAAGGAAUUGAUGAGAAAAAGCAAGGAGGAGAUGAGGCACAAUUUGAGGUGUUUUUCAGUAUGCUUGAAAUCUACAAUGAGAAGGUGCGUGACCUUUUGAACCCUUCCACCAAUAAGGGUGGCUUGCGGGUGCGCCAACAUCCUUCAAAAGGGUUCUAUGCUGACGGACUUAAGACUGUGCCUGUUAGUGAAUACAAAGAUAUUGAAAUGCGCAUGGAGGAAGGAACAACAAACAGGACUGUAGCAGCCACAAACAUUGCUGCCAUCAGUCCUGCGGACAUAAACUAUGAUGAAACUCUCUCAACCUUAAGAUAUGCUGACCGUGCUAAACAGAUCAAAACAUCAGCGAAAGUCAACGAGGAUCCUACAGAGAAACUGAUCAGGGAGUUGAAAGAAGAAAAUGACAAACUCAUGGAAAUGUUAAAGAAAGCUCAAGCAGGCGAAUCUGUGAAGAUAUCAGCCGACGAUGACGAUGAUGACGGCGAGAAGGAAGGAUUGUCUGAAGAGGAAAUGGCCGAACUCAGGAAACAGAUUGAAGAGGAGAUAAAAGCAUCUAUGGCACAAACAGAGCAGGAAACACAGGACAUGAAUAAGAGUUGGGAUGAUAGAGUUGCUGAAAAUAAAAAGGAUAUCAAGGAUAAAGAAGCUGAAAAGAAAGAACGUCAGUCAACUCCUCAUCUGUGGAACUUGAACCCAGAUCCCCAGCUGACGGGAAUGAUUGUGCACAUGGUUAAAUCAGGAGUCGUAAAAGUCGGCAACAAAAAGGGUGAUCCGCCAGCAGACAUUGUUCUUCAUGGAUUAAACAUCCUGAAGCAACACUGUGAAAUUAAAAAUGAAGGUUCUAAAAAGAUCACCAUCAAAACCUUUGGCGAAGCUAAAGUCCUCGUCAAUGGAGAACCGGUUGAUGAUGACGAAGAAGAAGAACUUCACCAUCUGGACAGAGUUAUGUUUGGCACAAGUCACCUUUAUGUCUUUCAUCAUCCUGCUGAGGCGCAGUCGUCUUCUUUGAAGCAGGCGGACAUAACAUAUGAAAUGGCGCAGGAGGAAAUCGCCAAGAACGCCGGACUUGACGUGGAUGAUCAGGAGUCAAAAGAAGCAAUGUUGUUACGAGAAGAUCUGGCAGAUCUGAUGCCGAUGGUAAAUGAAGCAAAUGCCAUCAGUCAAGAGUUGGAUAAGAAGGUUUCGUUUGAAGUCUCCGUUGUCUCUGCCAAGGCUCGCGGACUCCCCGAAGGAAGACCCGAGCCAUACGUAGUCAUGCGGGACUUACAAACUGGCGUCGAAUACCUCUGGCCAAAAGCCAAGUUUAUCAACAGGAAAUACGUCAUGGACGAAAUGUACGAAAAUUUCGAAGACGGCGAUGAUUGGCAACUCGAAGACGAGAAAGAUCCUUUUACUGAAAGCCCGGAUGUCGAGAGUCUGAUUGGCUGUGUGGCUGUUCCUAUGCAGAGUCUGGGAUAUGUGCUUGAUAUGAGAGAACAGCUGAGUAUCACUGAUUAUAAAGGAAAAGAACUGGGCUAUCUUAAUGUAGAAGUCGUUCCUUUAAACGAAAAUGGAAAAGAAAUCACAGAAGAAGAUGACAUCUUUAUUGACGAUCCUAGUCAACUGGAAGGUAAAAAGCUUGUGUUUGUGGUGCGAGUGCAGAGUGCAAAGGGAAUUCCAAAGCGCUACACGGACGUGUACUGUAAAUAUUCCAUGUACCUUGAAGCGGAUCUUAAGACGGAAGUAAAAUCUGGAACAAGGAAUCCCGAAUUUAACUACGAAAGAACUUUCAGUUUUGAGAGAGUUCCACCGAAGUUAAUCCAGUUUCUGAAAAACAAGGAGGUCAUUAUACAGCUCUGGGGAAAGCAAGUGGUCGACAAGAAACCGGUCAACAAAACUGCCAAGAAAGGAAAAGAUACCAAAGCAAUUAUGAGAGCAGAAACACUAAAGAAAAACGUGUCUCUCACUCCUGCUGUAGUAAAAGGAAUGGCAGACAAUGCAACAUUAAAGAAGCAGAACAAACGACUCCAAGACAAAAUGAAUCAUCUUCGCCAGCUCUGUGACAAGAAACAGUCCGAAGGCAAAAGUGAUGUACCGAUAUCCGAACUGCGGGCCAUUAUUGGAGAAAUGAAUUCAAACACUCAGACGACUGCCCCUCAUGCCUCCGCUCCUGCAACAACGGGUCGAGCUCCUGCAGAGAGAAGAAAUGAGAGCAGCGCAUGCACCAUCUUGUAACCUAAUUCUGUUGAGACUCAGUAGCCAUGACUGUUUUCACAGCUCAAUAGCGAGCUUACGUGGACGUGUGAGAGCUUCGUGUGCGCAGGGCCUUGUAAUAUCCUGCACGAGAACAAAUACUUUUCAAUUGUGUUGUGAUGAUUUCUAUGUAGCAUUCGUCUUCUCGUCUCUAAGUUGGCUUUAAGAGACCUCAUUCUCCAGCUCUUUCCUAAGCGUACCACGACACACCGGCAAAUUUUAAUUCUUUGAGUGUCAUUUAAAUAGUUUCAAUAUAUAAUAAAAUAGUUCUGGUCCUCUCGAUGCUGGCCAGCAAAAUAUUCUUCAAUGUACAUAACACAGAUACGCAGUACACGAGAUGUUGAAAUUUUACAAGUUCAUCAUACGUCAUUUACAGGUGCUCUUAGACCCUAAAAAUAGAGAGGAAAAGAAAAUCCGUCGGAUUUCUUAGCACGAUUGAAAAGUAAUGGGGCGAUUUGAAGUAAAAACUGAAGGAUUUUUGUUUUGCUGUAUUUUAUUUUUGUAACCGUAAACAUGGCCAUGAUGUUCAGGGCGCCUGUCGCGACAUUGCAUGACAAUCAGAGAGAGGCAGAACUGGACUGGGCGUGUUUAUUCAUUUAAAAUAAAGCACAAGAAAACUU
Pocillopora damicornis (cauliflower coral) is the source of this 3518-nucleotide messenger RNA. Its product is annotated as kinesin-like protein KIF28. Gene Ontology annotation, molecular function: microtubule binding; microtubule motor activity; ATP binding. The record is from RefSeq and is a predicted model, not a curated record. Lineage: Eukaryota; Metazoa; Cnidaria; Anthozoa; Scleractinia; Pocilloporidae. Gene Ontology annotation, biological process: microtubule-based movement.